Messenger RNA from Sparassis crispa, 1002 nucleotides. RefSeq lists its product as hypothetical. Lineage: Eukaryota; Fungi; Basidiomycota; Agaricomycetes; Polyporales; Sparassidaceae. The transcript is spliced from 6 exons. The coding region runs from base 1 to 1002 and encodes 333 amino acids. Gene Ontology annotation, molecular function: ubiquitin-protein transferase activity. Gene Ontology annotation, cellular component: Smc5-Smc6 complex; nucleus. The record is from RefSeq and is a predicted model, not a curated record. Gene Ontology annotation, biological process: double-strand break repair via homologous recombination; DNA damage tolerance.
AUGGUAUCCUCCAACGAUGUACAGCGUCUCUUCCUCCAAUCCAUGCUUUCGAGGAGAAUCAUCUCCCAAAAAUUAGCACUCAAAAUAUGGGAGAAGUGCGUGGAAGCGGUUAGAGCCGCGGACGACUCCCUCGAAAUCCCUUUCAGCAGUGACAGGAAUUCAUGGGACAACUUCGUCUCGAAUAUUAACAACGCGCUCAACCCACUUGACCUGGAGUUUGCCCAUAUGCACGAUGAGUACACUGGCAAAGAAAUGUGUGUCCUCGUUAACAGGAGGGGCGACGAGAUUGCCCAAAUGGCCACUGACUACUCAGCGGUCGAGAUCGCCUACUUUAAAGCGGUGGUCGAACAAAUUAUGCUCGCGCCGAACGAAUCCUACACCGUCUCGUCCCUGGCCGCUCUGCGGGAGGUGGGCACCCUCAAAGCGAACAUGACCAAGACGCAGGCCGAAGUGGUGCUCAGCAGUUUCGUGGCCAAAGGCUGGCUCGUCAAGAGCAGAGAGGGCCGUUAUUCCCUCUCUACGCGUACCCUGUUGGAGCUGCAGCCAUAUCUGAGGUCGACUUACCCAGAUGAGAUAAUAGAGUGCACGAUCUGUAUGGAAAUGAUCACACGCGGAGUCGCCUGCUACACGGCACAUUGCAAAACGCGUCUGCACACGCACUGCUUCAACAACUACCGGCGGCGCAACCAAAACUGCCCUACGUGCAAUGAGAACUGGUCUGCGGACGCCAACGCGCGGAAGCUACUGUCCAUCGGUGAAGGCGCGUUCAAGGAUGGGCAGGACAAAGGCAGUCGGCGGGCGCCGAGGAAGAGCGCAGCAGAGGGCGACGAAGACGAGGACGAGGAGAUGGAUGUUGAGCCCUCACCCUCACAGCUUUCGCAGCUAUCACGGAGCCAGGCGAAGAAGAGGGGGGGAAAGAAAGCUGUACCAGAGGAAAGCAUGGAUGUCGACGAGGACAGGCCAACUCCACCCAAGACUCAGAAGCGGAAGGGCCGUCGGUAG